Molecule: messenger RNA, 1170 nt
Organism: Heterobasidion irregulare TC 32-1
Lineage: Eukaryota; Fungi; Basidiomycota; Agaricomycetes; Russulales; Bondarzewiaceae
Exons: 2
Coding region: 1-1170 (389 amino acids)
Source: RefSeq, a predicted model, not a curated record
AUGGACACUAGUGCUGCCACCCACGCGUCGCAAGAUUGGAUCGCGCUGGGAUCGCAAGACAGCGUGGUCCCAACGCCGGAUUGUGACACAUUCCCAACACCAGAUCUUCACACAGGUCUUGACUUCUCGCGAGACCUCUACGCGCCUUGGGAACCGGAGUACAAGGUGUUCGAGAUUGUUUGGGUGAGUGUGGCAGCCGUGUCGUGGAUCUCGCGUAGUGGCAUCCGUGGUAUUGAACUGCUGCUGAUCGUGAUUUGGUUUCAGGCUGCCCGCGACGCGGCUUUGAUGGCGUUCGGUGGCUGGGACGACGACGACACACCCGCAGACUCAAGCAGCGAACGGGCCUUCAGCGUGCUCGACAGCCCGUCGUUCAGCGCGCACGCGCUUUCCAUUGAUCGCGCGCCAAGUCCGGGGCACGCCCGUGGCGAGGUGCACACGUGCCGUACAAGUGGCAAGUCUCGAAAGAGACAAGCAUUGCCAGAAGAUUAUUUCUCGGAGGGCACCCGCCCACGGAAAAGGAGCAAAGCUGCGGCCCAUGAGGCCGCAACCAGUGGGGCCCAGACGGAGGCUGCCCAAGUGUCUCAAUCCGGACCAACCUUGCAGGCUGAAGUCAAGGCCUCACUAGAGUCAACUAAUAUAUCCAACAAAUACCACGAUGAGGAUGAUCUCCUCACCGAGGUACCACAGGUUGAAGCUAUACCGUCAACCUCUGCAAGACCUAGCCCUCAGCUAGCAGAAGAGGCAGGUAUAUUGUUCUUGCCGGUGGAGGAGGAAGCCGGAGUGGAAGAUGAAGAGCCAAGCGAUAACACCAGAGAGGGUGACGACGGAGCCCAUGAAAGUAGUGGAGGCGACGGCGAGGCACAUGUGGAAGCUCGAUCCCAGAGCGGCGAGAACAAAAAAGAUGCUGGCAACGAUGCAGGCGAUGGUGCGAGCGACAAGGACGAGGAAUCGUCGCAGAAGAAAAAACGUGGGGUUUUCUGCGAAGUGCACAACAAAUUCUUCGCAGACCGGAGUAGCUUUGCCCGACACAGAAGGACAACGGAGGGACACCCCCAAUACCAGGGCAAGGUAAAAUGCGAAUGGUGCGGUACAUUGGUGAGCCGGGGCGACGCGAUGAAGAGGCAUCUGUCGGAUACGUGUCGUGGUCGGCAUCGUGAUCUCGUCGAAUGA